This is a messenger RNA of Entelurus aequoreus (snake pipefish), 3667 nucleotides long. RefSeq names its product nectin-4-like. The coding region runs from base 362 to 2089 and encodes 575 amino acids. Gene Ontology annotation, cellular component: adherens junction. Gene Ontology annotation, biological process: heterophilic cell-cell adhesion; homophilic cell-cell adhesion. The record is from RefSeq and is a predicted model, not a curated record. NCBI's taxonomy places the organism in Eukaryota, Metazoa, Chordata, Actinopteri, Syngnathiformes, Syngnathidae. The transcript is spliced from 11 exons.
GUGGCCUCCAACAGCAGCAGGUGCAUCACCUCGCCUUCGCAUGUGCUCCACACAGCACAUUUUCGCGCUCCUUCCGUGUGUAUAAACGUUUAAUUUUGACGCUUUUUUCCCCCCCUAAUAUUUUUUUUUAUCACAGUACUUUACUCUUUCUAAAUGUAAAUUACACUAUCUCACUAGAAAUUGCGAUAAAACUAUUUCCGGUUUGUUUUUUCCCCCUAGUUUACAUUACAAACAAUCGCUGUAAAAAAUUGACACGCUUUCUGACAAAGUGCCAACUUCAAGCAAAUGUUUGUUUAUUUUUUUUUAAAUAUGGAAGUUUUUCACCGGCUAGUGUAAAAGAGAGUUUAUUUGUGGACCUAGGAUGGACCAAUCGGUUCUUGGUUGGAUUCUGGGCUGCUUGUUGCGUUUGCUCCUCUCUGUGGUGUGUGCUCAGGGCGUCUUCAUCGAGCCCCCUAAAUCCGUCACCUGGCAGCGCUCCAUGGCCGAGAGUACCACCAGGCUGCCGUGUCACUACCAGCCUUUGGUGGGCGAGAAGGUGGUGCAGGUCACAUGGUACAAGGAGCUGCCAGGCGGUACCAAGGAUCAGAUCACCACCGCCCACUUCACGGACGGACACACAGAGUUUGGACGCUACUCGGGUCGUGUGAGGUUUGAGAGCAGCAGCCCCACAAUGAACUCGGCGCUGCUCAUCCCCAACACGGAGGAAUCGGACGACGGCAUCUACAUUUGCCAAGUCUCCACUUUCCCCAACGGCAACUUUGAGCGACGCAUCACGCUCACCGUCUGGAUUCUACCCAUUGCCUCCCUGGAGCCGGUGGUCCUGACGGAGGGUCAGCCGUUCAGCGUGGCCGCCUCUUGUCGUGCCGUGGGCCGCCCGCAGCCCACCCUCUCUUGGGACACUGACCUGCCAGGCCUAUCCCAGAACCGCACCAACGAGGGCGGCUCCGUGUCCAGCUACUACUCCCUCCACCCGCUCCGCAGCAUGAACGGGAAGCGGCUCGACUGCCUGGUGCAGCAUCCCUCCCUGGAACGCCCGCGUAGGAUCUCCAACCAGGUCGUGGUCCACUAUCCCCCAGAUGCCGUCAUCUCUGCCUCGACAGACGAUUGGUUUGCCGGGUUGGAGCAAGCGACGCUCGACUGCGAUGUUGGCGGCGGCUUCCCAGCGCCCCAAAAUAUCACCUGGAUGCGGAGGGGCGACACUUUGCCAGACGGUGUCUCGGUGGUCGGAGGCAGUCUGACGUUUGAACGAGGCCUCCGCCUGAACGACAGCGGCCUGUAUGAGUGUGUGAUGACUAACGCAGUUGGCGCGGCAAAGGCUGAGUACUUAAUGACGGUGACAGAGAAAUCCCAUCGCAAGGAAACGUCCUUGUCCGACAACCUGCUACUCAUCAUCAUUGGCGCCUCAGCCACCACCGUCGUUGUGGUCCUGGUCGUCACUGUGCUGCUGGUCCUCCGCCGCCAUCGGCACCGCAACAAGAAGUUGAAGAUGGAGCUCAGCGAAAAAAAGGAGGAAAUCAGCAAUCUGUCCAGACAAGCUUCCUUCAGGAGACUUCCCUCUGCCAGCUCCGACCCACGGGUUGAGGAUUACUCUCUGCUCGGGUCAGACAGCCGCAUAAAAAACAGCCAAAUAUCUCUGGAGCGACCCAACUAUAAUGGCAGCAUGUCCACUCUGGGUGGGCGUUGGGUGCCUGUGGUGGGGCUGGAGGCGGACGUGACGGGGCGUCCCGUCGUCUGGCUCGAAGGCGGAACUGACAGCAAAAAGGAGGCGCAGAGAAGGAGGGCGGGGUCGUAUCUGAAGAGCAGCAACAUGUCGCUGGUACUGGAUUCCGGUCUUCCGUUGUCCCAGCUUCCCCUGAAAGACCAACCGGACGACAUCGUCGGACCAAGAGAGGUCGCCGUCCCCUCGCAGGUGGAAGACUGGAAUUCCUCCCAGCUGACGCCGCCGGGGGAGCUGGAAGACGAAGAGGACGGCGGCGCCUACCGUCUGUCCGAGGCGCUCACCAAUCACUUCUACUACAGCAACGGCGUCCUCAGGCCCAAGCCGCACGCCAACGGCAUCUUGCUACACCCUCAUGGUCAGGUGAUCUAGACAAGGUUUCGCCCAAUAACAUUUGAGCUCCAAGGCUUGCUGGACUAGCCAGAAUGAGCCUUGUGGAUAACUGUGGUCCUGAAUCUGUGCUUUUUUUUUUGGUACGAAAUGAACUGAGAGUCAGUAAGGGACCGUCAUCAAUGUGCAAGCUUCAGACCCAAAACCUAAGCGGUGCACUCUGGAGGGCACACUUCUAAGUGACACCACCCUUAGAGUCCUGACUUUGUUUCUCAUAAUAAUGGCCGCUUGGUUUUAAAUAAACCACAGUGAGGUGAAAGUUCUUGAGGUGGACCAGUGCCUUCAUUCCAGAUUCUCUCAUAUUGUCCACAUAACAUACACACUUAACAAGAACCUUGAACUGCUAAAAAAAAACAAAAAAAAAACUUUCUAUUCCUCAUUCUAUGGUUAUCAUCACACUUUUCCUCCCGGCCAUCCAGUGGUUAUUUUCUGUAGUGGCAUCACAAAAAAGCUAAAAAAAAAAUGCUUAACACUCCUAUGGAGUGAAUCUAUAAAAAUCAUCUGACAGCGUUUAUACAGAAAGUUUGAAUUUAGAGGCAGAUUUUAUUUAAAAUUUUAGGUUGAGCUCCCAAGUUUCACCACUUUUUGGGCGGUUUGGAGGUUCAACUGUAUAAAUGUAGUAAUGAUAAUCAGUGUUUCCCACUAGACUACAGUCUGCAUUUGUUUAAUCGGCCGUGACGCAUGUGCAUAUUAUUUUUAUGGGAAAUAAAAGAACAAAAUAAGUUAUAAAUUCAGAUGAACUUGCUUCCAUCACAUUUUUUUUAUGCACUCUGAAGGCUUUUAGAUGAGCAGUUUGUGCUUUUGUGUUAGUUGCAAAGUGUCCAAUAAGAUAAAAAAAAUGUCACUAUUUUUUUAUUAUUUAGGAAAAACUAACCACGAGGCAUGUGAAUACUGGUUAAUAUAGAAACCAACGCUGAUCCCUCCUGCUACGUCCUUCAAUUCUCUGGCGGAUCUGCUGGGUUUAUGAUGCCAUCUACUGCAGCUACACUCACAGGCAGUCCCCUUAUAGUGUGUUUAUGAGCAACGGCGGACAAAUUUGUAUAUGGCACACUGCCACAAAAGACUGUAUGGGAAACACUGAUACUAGAAGAAAAAAAAUACAUACAUGCACAAAAGUAUUACUGUGAAAAUUAUGGGUUUGUUAUUUUUACAUUAGAUACGCCAUCUAAUGAUAUCCAAUUCCAUGCUUCUGCGUUUAGUUUACAGAUUCAACUAUGCCCGUUUACACAAAAUGUUCUUUUGAACUCUGAAGUCAAGCUAGGUUGGUAUUAUGUGGAGGACACUUUUCUACCUUCUGUUUUAUUUACAAUGCUUUUAUACUGGUAAUGAUUUUGUGACGCCUGCUGUAACCAAGGGUUUGUCUAUUUAUUCUUCAAAGCAAGGCAUGAACAAAGUUGUUGUUAUGAAGGACAAGGAGGCUUGGAUUACAUGUCUGUAUGGAGCUUUAAGGAAAUGGGUGAAUAUUUCAGUCAUUUGUUGUCAUGGUUACACAGUGGAGAUUGUUAGCAAUGUAACAGAGGCAGAAGGCCAGAGAAUAAAGUUGAGAUUUGAACCCAAAAA